UGAUUUUUAAGUGUGCCAGCCACCUUCUUUGUACGCAUGUGUCUUUUCUUCCUUCCUUCAAAUAUAUAUGCUUAUGCCCACAUAUCAUUUUACCAGAUUGAUAGCAUGUUAGUUUCAAUUCUCUUCCUUUGGAUGCCUAUUCUGAUCUUCACAGCCACUGCAUACGAUUUUAAAACCAAAUACUGUGAACUUAACACCACCAGCCAAACAAACAACACCAUUUAUUACUCAAAUCUCAUCCAAGUCCUUGACUCACUUGCUUCAGAAUCCAACUUAGUUAAUAAGCUAUUCUUAGCCAAGAGUACUGGAAUUCAACCCGACAUAGUCUAUGGCCUCUACCUUUGUCGGGCUGAUGUUCUCCCAAACGACUGUCGUAAUUGUUUGCUCGAUGCCCGUGAAGAUAUCAACACGACAUGCCCUUUGUCAAAAGUAGUCGUGACAUGGAGGGACGUCUGCAUGUUACGUUACGCCAAUUAUUCAAUGGUCUCGGUGAUGAACUCUGCUCCUUUUUUCGAGAUCUGUAAUGAAGUUAAUAUUUCAGAACUGGCUUCAGAGCAAAAUCGGUUUUCGCAAGUUGCUAAUAAUCUUAUGGGUCAACUAUCAAUACGUGCAUCAAAUGAUCUAAAAAAGAUGUUUGCAUAUGAUGAAGUAUCAUACAAUGAUACUGAAAAGAUUUACGGAUAUGUCCAGUGCACACCAGAUUUAUCGGGUUCUGAUUGUAGUAAGUGUCUUCAAGAGAGCAUAGAUCGUUUGCGCCCAUACUGUUAUGGGAAAAAAGGGGCAAGAUUGGUGGCCGCGAGUUGCAAUAUUAGAUUUGAGAUCUAUAAGUUCUUACAAUUCACAACAGCCUCAUCAGACAACCCGGCGAAAAAGAAAAUUCCAUCAAAAAUAGUUGCAGCAAUUGUAGCUACAUUUAGUGUUUUUGUUGUCACUGCGGCCAUAUGCUAUUUGUUCAUAGUCAAGAAAUGGUUUCGUCCUAUCGCAAGCAGUGAUUUACAAGAUAAAUAUGCAGAUGAAAGUGAUAUAAUAGCUCACGAAUCUUUACAAUUCGAAUUCGGCACAAUUGAGGAAGCCACAAACAAUUUCUCAAUUGAGAAUAAAGUAGGCGAAGGUGGGUUUGGUGAAGUAUACAAGGGAAUUCUUGCUAAUGGGCAAGAAGUUGCUGUGAAGAGGUUAUCCAAAGGGUCUAGACAAGGCUCAUUGGAGUUCAAGAAUGAGGUCGCAUUACUAGCCAAACUUCAACACAGAAAUCUAGUCAGACUUUUAGGAUUUUGCCUUCAUGCUGAGGAGAGGAUCCUGAUUUAUGAAUAUGUUCCUAACAAUAGCCUUGACUUCUUUUUAUUUGGUCCUACAAAUGAUGUGAAAUUGGAUUGGUCAACGCGUUACAGAAUAAUUGGAGGAAUUGCUAGAGGAAUGUUGUACCUACAUGAGGAUUCGAGAUUGCGAUUUGUUCACCGGGAUCUCAAAACUAGCAAUAUACUAUUAGAUCAAGAAAUGAAUCCAAAAAUUUCAGAUUUUGGAAUUGCAAGGAUUGUUUGCGGAAGUGAAGAACAGGCAAAGACAAGUAGGAUUGUUGGAACUUUUGGGUACAUGUCACCUGAGUAUGCAAUGCAUGGUCACUUCUCUGUGAAAUCCGAUGUGUACAGUUUUGGUGUAUUGCUUCUUGAGAUUAUCAGUGGAAAGAAAAACACUCGAUUCUUUCAAUCUGGUUACACGGACCUUCUAUGCUUUGCCUGGAGUAAAUGGAAAUGUGGAGAAAAACUCGAGAUACUAGACACAAAUAUGGUUGACUCAAGCUCAGAAAAUGAAGCCUUACGUUGUAUCAAUAUUGCCUUAUUGUGUGUCCAAGAAGAUGAUGAAUUAAGACCAUCAAUGGCGUCUGUAGUCUUCAUGCUCAAUAGUGACUCAGAUGCAUUACCUGUCCCUCAACAUCCUCCUUUUGUAUCUGGGAAAAGAAGUGGACAUACAACAUCAGAGCUACAAGAAUCAGUUGUUUGGCUUACCGAUGCUUCCCUUAUUACUGAUGUUCAUCCUCGAUAAACAAAGACAUUAAACAAUUUUAGUUAGGUGUCAACACCUAUUUUAUGUGUGAACGUCUAUGUUGGAGAAACAUUGGAUAUAAUCCUAUGAUCAUUAGCUUUUGCAGGUGCAUAAGGUAAUGAUGCUUUUACAAUACUUUUGAUUCAUUCAACUCUAUAGUGUAUUGUAAAUGAUCAAACUAAUUGUAUCUUUUGAAUGCCUUGUCCAAGUUAUAAUUUCUUUUAUAUAGUU
This is a messenger RNA of Helianthus annuus (common sunflower), 2271 nucleotides long. Its product is annotated as cysteine-rich receptor-like protein kinase 15. Gene Ontology annotation, molecular function: protein kinase activity; ATP binding. The transcript is spliced from 7 exons. Lineage: Eukaryota; Viridiplantae; Streptophyta; Magnoliopsida; Asterales; Asteraceae. Gene Ontology annotation, biological process: protein phosphorylation. Bases 37 to 2040 code for a protein of 667 amino acids. The record is from RefSeq and is a predicted model, not a curated record.